Molecule: messenger RNA, 2843 nt
Organism: Mustela lutreola (European mink)
Lineage: Eukaryota; Metazoa; Chordata; Mammalia; Carnivora; Mustelidae
Gene: ZSCAN18
Product: zinc finger and SCAN domain containing 18
Exons: 8
Coding region: 1-1806 (601 amino acids)
Source: RefSeq, a predicted model, not a curated record
AUGGCCCGCGGCCGGGAUGCUCUACGGCGUGCUUUUGUCGAGCGGAUCGUAACGGUCCCGCCAGUGUGCUUCGCGCAGCUGCGUUCGGAGCAGCGUGACCAGUUCAUGAGGCUCCAGUGCAGGACGAUGAGAUCUGUGCAUGCACUUUCUAGUGAGUUCAAGGUCUGGAUUCUGGCUGAGAUCCCAGAGCGUCUUGCUAUUCUCUCUGUCCUUUGCAGCUGCAGUUACGUGAAUUCGCCCUCCACAACCCCUGGCCUGUCCCUGGCUCGUCACAUUUCCCAGUGCGGGUUUGAAAAGAUGUUGCCUUUGGAGAAGGCAUUUGCCACCCCUCGGGGCUCCCUAAUUCCCCCAGAACUGCCUCUGCUAGGAUCAGCAGCUGAGGACCAGGAGGAGGACCCCAAGACUGUCCUCGGGAGGGACCUUGAGUUCUCCCGCCAGCAUUUCCGGAACUUCAUCUACCAGGAAGCGGCUGGACCCCACCAGGCCAUGACCGAGCUCUUUGAGCUGUGCCGCCAGUGGCUGCAGCCCGAGGUGCAUUCAAAGGAGCAGAUGCUGGAGCUGCUGGUGCUGGAGCAGUUCCUGAGCGUCCUGCCUGACAAUGUCCGGCCCCUGGUGGUGGCACAGUGUCCUGAGAGCUGCAAGAAGGCAGCCUCCCUGGUGAAGGACCUUACCAAGGCCCUGGAAGAGCCAGGUGGGCCUGCGAGGGCCAGUGAAGACCUGGAGCCCAGCGAGACCCAGGCAUCCCCUGACAACUCCUGUCCCUCUCCAGACCCUGUGCUUCUGGAACAGGGGAACAUCGGCAACAAGAAGACUGAAGAGGCCAAGCCUGCAAAGGUCGAGCCGAAGAAGUUGACAUUUCCGGAGGUGCCUCUGUACCUAGGGGAGUGGGGCCACCUGGACCCGGCGGAGGAGAACCUGAAGACCUUCCGGAAGCUGCUCCUGUGGGGGUUUCAGCUGGCCCAGCCUGAUGAUACCUGCAGGCUGGAGAUGGAGGAGCUCCGGUUAGUUGAAACGGAACCACCGGAAGGCAGCUUCUCAGGCGGCAGGAGGUGGCAGGAAGGUAGAGAGAACAUGUGUGAGACGCUGAUGGAGAGGAUCACGAGGGAAAUUCUCGUUUGCCCCCUAACGGGAGCCGCCCCAGAGGAGGAGCAGCAGCUGCAGAAGGCUCUGGAUCCUCAGGAGGGGGAACCAAGCCCUGUCACCAUGGCCCACAGGCGGUCAGUCAUCCGGGAGCCAGCCCAGGACAGGGGCACAGCCGGGGAGAGUCCCGCGGUGCCUGUGAUGCCAGCCACCACGCGCCAAGGCCUUGGGAGAAAGAGGCCCUGCCCAAAGGAUGUGGGUGGGCAGGGCCCUGAGUGUGUCUCCCGUGUGAGCAGCCACCUGCCGUGCCACGUGAGAGAGCCUGGUGCAGCCAGCCACAGCGCAGGGUCCCUGGCUAGGCCGGACCAGGAUGGUUCUCCGGCAGUUUGCCCUGCUGCUGAGGAGCCUGGGCUGUCCCGCGGGAAGCCCUAUGCGUGCAGCGAGUGUGGGGAAACCUUUGCAUGGAUCUCACACUUUAUCGAUCAUCUCAGAAGCCACAGUGGCAGGAAGCUGUACGCAUGCCCGGGCUGCUGGAAGACCUUCCACUUCAGCCUAGCCCUGGCCGAGCACCAGAAGACCCAUGAGAAGGAGAAAUUAUACACAUUGGGGAGGGCCCUGGGACCCCACCCUGCAGCCUGUGGAGCCCAUGACAGCGGGAGGCUCAGUGGGCGCAUGGGGUUUGUGGCAGGCGAUGUUUUCCCUGUGCACUCGGAGGCACAGAGAUGAGCCACUUGCUCAAAGUGUCCCUAGAGGACAACUUCACCCGCCUGGGAUUCCCGAGUAAUGUAUCCGGUCCUUCGAAACCCUUGCGUGGCUUCUUUGCAGUGUCUGUGUGGACGUGAUCUGUUUUCUCAAUGAGCUAAUGUGGCUAAAGCGCUUAGAACCCAGGACGGGCCCUCGGGAAGCCCUUGUCUCCUUGUAAACACACCCAUGUAGACGCCCACAUGCAAGCACGAGCGGUCAGGUGUGAAAGAAGAUUCCCUUUCUUCCAUAGCCAUUUUAGCACCACCCUUGCAGUGGAAUGUUUGUCAUUGUGCUAAGCGUAGAGUUGCCUUAAAGGGUAUGAUCUGCCAGCUCUUGCUGAAGUCAGUCUUGUCUCUGCUCCUCCUGUUCAUGCUCCCCAGGGCUUCUGCUCAAGCUGUUUGGUCCUUUCAUAAAUACCUGAUGUCAAGCUCACUUCUGAAUCCUCACUAGCAGACUCUCCUAGUUAAUGCACGCGUCUGCAAGUGUGGAGUGGCUUAACUGAGAUCACAGAAAUGCUUGCAGCCUCGUUACAGUGUUUUCAAACCACGCAUCUCUGCCCAUUAGUGAAUUGUGAAAUCAAAUUAGUGGGUGGCCACCAGUGCUACAAAGCAAUGAAGUAGAAUUAAAUAGGUAAAAAUUCAUCAUGUAGUAAAGGCAGAUAUUGUUUCGUGAAACUUCUCAGCCAUGCAUCUAAAUACAAGAGCAGCCUGCAAAGUACGAUGGAUUUCUUGCACAGAGGAUGGAGGCUCGUGAUCAGAGCAGGUGGAAGACACCAGUAGAGGUUGAUGAGAUGUGACUGUCUGGACAGGUGAAGCGUAACUCCUCGGGCUGCCUAAGGUGACUUUCUGCUUUGUGUGUAUAAUCUGAUUGCAGCAUUGUUUCUUUUGCCUGAGCAUAAACUUUAACUGCUUCUUAUAGAUAAACUGGUGCCUCUUUUUUGUCAUUGUGUUUGAGCAGGCAGUCUGUUGUAAUGAUGCCCAGAGCAGCAGCUUAAAGUAAUAAAGGAUUUUUUUCUCGCA